Messenger RNA from Chilo suppressalis (striped riceborer), 1048 nucleotides. NCBI's taxonomy places the organism in Eukaryota, Metazoa, Arthropoda, Insecta, Lepidoptera, Crambidae. The record is from the annotation of a GenBank genome assembly.
CGCUAAACUUAAAAAAAAAACAAAAUUGCGAAAACCAAGACGAAAUAAAUAAAGAAAUAUCGUUUUAAUUGUAAAUAAAGUGAUAAUAAUACUUUUUGUUAAGAUUACAUCCCCCAACAUGAAUCCAAUUUCAAUGGACAGAGAUGAACCCUCUUCUUUAUCUUCGUUUUCGUCAAAUCACCCACUUGAACAGUUCGUGUUAUUAGCAAAAGGUGCGAAAGGAUUUGCGUGUGCAGAGCUCAUCAAACAAGUUCUAGAAGCACCAGGAGUACAUGUGUUUGGCGAACUUUUAGAAAUGCCUAACAUCAAAGAGUUGGAAACUGGACAAUAUGAAAAGCAUUUCAAGACACUAAACCUCUUUGCAUAUGGCACAUAUAAGGAAUAUUUAGAGAACAAGUCUGAAUACUUGGAACUCACUCCUGUGCAGUGUAAGAAGUUGCAGCAUCUUACAAUAGCAACACUUGCCACUCAGGAGAAGUGCAUCCCUUAUAGUGUAUUACUUAAGGAAUUAGAUAUAAAAAAUGUGAGAGAUUUAGAAGACCUUAUCAUAGAAGCUAUUUAUGCAGACAUAAUUCAUGGCAAGCUAGAUCAAGAAUGUAAGAGGGUGGAGGUAGAUGUAGCAUUAGGCCGUGAUGCUAGACUGGAAGACGCAUCUUCCAUAGCCGAUGUACUGGCAGACUGGUGCAAUGCGUGUGAAGCGGUGCUGAGCUCCGUUGACCGUCACAUACAAAGAGCUAAUCACAACAAGCAGAGAGCUAUAAGACAUCAACAGGGUAUAGAACAAGAGAUAGUUUACAUAAAGAAAACUUUGAAAACUCAACUGGAAAACGAUGAUUCUGCUUCGGGCGGUGGAGCAGAAACCCAUUCAGCACCAAAGAAGAACUCUGGUAAAGGAAAGACCCCUCGCACCACUGCCAAAUUCUGGCAGAAGAACACAUAACCUUAAUACCUGCUUUAAAGAAGCAAUCAGAUCAGUCAGAAAAGAUUGAUGUCAGUUGCUCCUUGCAUGACACAUAGCAUCAUUUUGAGUAGUACCUUACUGAGCCAC